CUUCCCAACGGUUGCCGAUCGGUCGGCCAGGGAAGGGCGAUGGGGGACAGGAAGAGUAUAAGAGGUCAUGGCUGCCGCAGCUCUUCUCGGGCUUACAUCACUUGUUGUACCUCAUAGACUUCCAUCAUAUACACAGAGCUUCCUCAGUCUCUUAUAGAAAGAGACUAUUGUGUUCACUUUACUUCCAUCAACUUCACUAUACCAACACACCAUCACAAUGACCCAGUUCGAGAUUCCAGAACAGCAAUGGGCCCAGGUGGUCGAGAAGAAGGGCGGUCCCGUCGUCUUCAAGCAGAUCCCCGUCCAGAAGCCCGGCCCCGAUGAGGUCCUUAUCAACGUCAAGUACUCUGGCGUCUGCCAUACCGAUCUCCAUGCCAUGAAGGGUGACUGGCCCCUCGCUACCAAGCUCCCUCUUGUCGGCGGCCACGAAGGCGCCGGUGUCAUCGUAGCCAAGGGUGAGCUCGUUACCGAGGUUGAGGUUGGCGACCACGCCGGUAUCAAGUGGCUCAACGGCUCCUGCCUGGCCUGCUCCUUCUGUAUGCAGGCUGACGAGCCCCUGUGCCCUCACGCCCUCCUGUCUGGCUACACCGUCGACGGUUCCUUCCAGCAAUACGCCAUCGCCAAGGCCGCCCACGUCGCCAAGAUCCCCAAGGAGUGCGACCUCGAGACCACCGCGCCCGUCCUCUGCGCCGGUAUCACCGUCUACAAGGGCCUCAAGGAGUCCGGUGUUCGUCCCGGCCAGAGCGUCGCCAUCGUCGGCGCCGGCGGUGGUCUCGGCAGCAUGGCCAUUCAGUACGCCAACGCCAUGGGCCUGCACGCCAUCGCCAUUGACGGUGGCGAGGAGAAGGGCAAGAACUGCCGCGAGCUGGGCGCCCAGGCCUACGUCGACUUCACUACUACCAAAGACCUUGUCGCGGACGUCAAGGCUGCCACCCCCGACGGCCUCGGUCCCCACGCCGUCAUCCUUCUCGCCGUGUCCGAAAAGCCGUUCCACCAGGCCGUCGAUUACGUCCGUUCCCGCGGAACCAUCAUCUGCAUCGGUCUCCCCGCUGGCGCGAAGUUCCAGGCCCCCGUUUUCGACACCGUCAUCCGCAUGAUCACCAUCAAGGGCUCGUAUGUCGGUAACAGGCAGGAUACCCAGGAGGCCCUUGACUUCUUUGCCCGCGGCUUGAUCAAGGUUCCCAUCAAGACGGUCGGCCUCAGCAAACUGCAGGAAGUCUACGACUUGAUGGAGGAGGGCAAGAUUGUCGGCAGAUAUGUCGUCGAUACCAGCAAAUAGAGGAAGAGACAGAUUAUAUGUUAGGCGGCGUUGUUGCUGUUUUUUUUUUCUGAUGAGACGACGAAUUUGUCAUGAGUAUGUAUAUUCGGCAGGCGCUUGUUGAGAUGAGCAUGAACGGACUCAAAAAGGAGAGGGUCGGUUUGGUGGCAGGUGGCUUGGUGUUGAACGGUUGAGCGAGCUAGUACGAGAUAUCCUAUUUCAUAAUGUUGAAACUUUUUGAGCAAAUUUCCUCUCUC
Neurospora hispaniola is the source of this 1515-nucleotide messenger RNA. Its product is annotated as chaperonin 10-like protein. The transcript has 2 exons. NCBI's taxonomy places the organism in Eukaryota, Fungi, Ascomycota, Sordariomycetes, Sordariales, Sordariaceae. Gene Ontology annotation, cellular component: cytoplasm. Gene Ontology annotation, molecular function: alcohol dehydrogenase (NAD+) activity; zinc ion binding. The record is from RefSeq and is a predicted model, not a curated record. The coding region runs from base 218 to 1279 and encodes 353 amino acids.